Messenger RNA from Carlito syrichta (Philippine tarsier), 1788 nucleotides. RefSeq names its product zinc finger protein 134. NCBI's taxonomy places the organism in Eukaryota, Metazoa, Chordata, Mammalia, Primates, Tarsiidae. Gene Ontology annotation, molecular function: DNA-binding transcription factor activity; RNA polymerase II cis-regulatory region sequence-specific DNA binding. The transcript has a single exon. The record is from RefSeq and is a predicted model, not a curated record. Gene Ontology annotation, biological process: regulation of transcription by RNA polymerase II.
AUGUAUAUCAACAAUAUUUUUCUGCCUUUAGGUUGUUAGCAUGGAGUGGAAGAUGAAGAGGCACCUUCUGAACAGAGCAUUUCUUUAGGAGUGUCACAUGUUAGUACUUCCAAGGCAAGUUCAUCCAUUCAGAUGGCUCACCCUUGUGAUGUAUGUGCCCCCCUCUUGAAAGAUAUUUUGCACCUGGAUGAACACAAGGGAAUACACCAUGGACUGAAACUUCACUCAUGUGGGGCAUGUGGGAGACAAUUCUGGUUUAGUGCAAACUUUUACCAGCACCAAAAGCAUUACAAUGCAGAGAAACCCUUAAGAGAUGAAGGUGAGGCCUCAUUUGUGAAGAACUUCACAGUUUGCGAAGAACCUCACCUGUCCAAGAAGCCAUUUAUGUGUGAGGAGGAGCAGAAGAACUUCCAGGCUAGUUUGGACAGCCACCAGCAAAAGGCCACCCGCAGCAAGAAGACACUCAAAAGCACUGAGGGUAGGGAGGCCUUUCACAGUGGACAAAUGCAUUACAAGUGCAACGAAUGUGGGAAAGCUUUCAACCGCAAAGACACACUUGUCCAGCACCAGAGAAUCCAUAGUGGAGAAAAGCCACAUGAGUGCAGUGAAUGUGGGAAAGCUUUUAGCCGCAAAGCCACGCUGGUCCAACACCAGAGAAUUCAUACUGGAGAAAGGCCUUACGAAUGCAAUGAGUGUGGAAAAACCUUCAGUCGAAAAGACAAUCUUACUCAGCACAAAAGAAUCCACACUGGAGAAAUGCCUUAUAAGUGCAGUGAAUGUGGCAAAUACUUUAGUCAUCACUCCAACCUAAUUGUACACCAGAGAGUUCAUAACGGAGCAAGGCCCUUUAAGUGCAAUGAUUGUGGGAAAGUUUUCAGACACAAAUCCACACUUGUUCAGCAUGAGAGUAUUCACACGGGAGAAAAUCCUUAUGAUUGCAGUGAUUGUGGGAAAUCUUUUGGCCAUAAAUACACCCUCAUUAAACAUCAGAGAAUUCACACUGAGGCAAAGCCUUUUGAGUGUACUGAAUGUGGUAAAUUCUUUAGUAGAAGUUCUGACUUUAUUGCACACCAAAGAGUUCAUACUGGUGAAAGGCCUUUUGUGUGCAGCAAAUGUGGGAAAGACUUCAUCAGAACAUCUCACCUUGUUCGGCACCAAAAAGUUCACACUGGAGAAAGGCCAUAUGAGUGCAGUGAAUGUGGGAAAGCCUACAGCUUAAGCUCCCACCUUAAUCGGCAUCAGAAAAUUCACACUGCAGGCAGGCUUUAGGAGUAUUUUCAGUACAACAGGACUCGUCAGUGAGAUGUUGAGCCUCAUAUAUCUGAACAUUCACACGGACAAGAUACCUUGUGGUAUCAGGUUUAUAGGAAGGUUCCAGGGAUUUUGUUGCACUUUCUGACCUACUCAGGUUCUUUGCCAGAGUUUUGUCACUGUCAAUGCCUAUGGCUGAAACCAUCUUAACACUACUAGCUCAGUCAUCCCAACAUCCAGGGAAGGCAAGACUGUUCUCUAAUCUCUGGAGAGAAUCAUGAGACACUGGAAUUUAUUAGGGAUUCUCACUCCCUCCUCUCUGACUGGUGUAAGUGUGAAAAUGACUCAUCUUAAGCCAAGAGGACUUUAGCUGUAUUCUGAUUAUGGCUUAGCUUAAAGUUUACUUUCUCCAUGGACAUUGUUGGUCUCACGUGACACUUGUGAUAAAUUUUUCUAGCCUCCAAGCCAUUUGGCCUGUGAAAGUACUUGCCUCGUGUCACUCUAGUUGUGAUAAUAAAGGCCUUAUAGUUUAAGCCA